Lecanosticta acicola is the source of this 1817-nucleotide messenger RNA. The record is from the annotation of a GenBank genome assembly. NCBI's taxonomy places the organism in Eukaryota, Fungi, Ascomycota, Dothideomycetes, Mycosphaerellales, Mycosphaerellaceae.
AUGACGGCCUCCCUCAAGGAUGUCAGCGCCGCCAUCGACACCCUCACCGGCGAGUGGGGACCGCUCACCGGCGAGUGGGGACCGCCCACCACGACCGAGACCACGCUCAAUGGCGUUCCCUACACUCCAUUCAGCAAGGGCGACAAGCUAGGUCGCAUGGCGGACUGGACCAGCGAGGGCAAGGAUCGUGAGGGAAGAGGUGGUAGGUCGAACUUUGCCAACCGGUUCCGCGACCAGGUAUACGGCGCUGGUCCUGGUGGAUUGCAGACGGCUUUCAAUAUCGAGGGAACAAACGAAGAGAGCACCUUUUCCCUCGUCGACCGCUCGCAGACCACAACUCGCGGGCGUGGAUUCGGCGGUCGUGGAAGCGCUGUCUUCAGAGGACGCGGUCAGCGCGGUGGAGCGCAAGGACAGCGUGGUGGAGCUCGUGGCACUUUCCAGCGCGUGGGAGGUGGCCGAGGAGGACAGCAAGGCUACGACCGUGGCCGAGGCGGUAGGAGAGGAGGUCGCUUUGGAUGGAAGGACUACGAUAAGCCACAGAGAAACCGGGAGGCAUCAGUGCAGCCCAAGGACAGCUGGCGGCUGCUCGAGGAGAUCGAUUUCAACCGUCUCUCCAAGCUCAACCUGGACACUGGCGAGGGCGAGGAUUUGGACGACUAUGGCUUCCUCUACUACUACGAUCGCUCGUACGAUAAGCAGCCUGGUGCGCCGACCUCGAUGCGAAAGUUGACCGUCCUCGACCGCGCCGCCUACAAUGUCACCACCUCGUCGGACCCCGUUAUGCAAGAGCUGGCCGAGAAGGAUGAAGCUUCUAUUUUCGCUACAGACAAUAUCCUCUCCAUGCUCAUGUGCGCGCCGCGCUCAGUGUACAGCUGGGAUAUCAUCCUUCUGAAGCAGGGCAACAAGAUCUUCAUCGACAAGCGUGAAGGUAGCAGCCUUGACAUGGUCACGGUCAACGAGAACGCAGCCGACGCUCCUCUAGAGAUCAGCGAGGGUAACAAGGACCAGAUCAACAGCCCAGGUGCUCUCAAGGAAGAAGCCACGCACAUCAACAACGUCUUCCCAUUGCAAGUCGUUCAAGAGUCGGACACCAGCCGUCGCGACAUGAACCACGAGCAUCCCUUCUAUAACCCAGACGAGGAGACUGAUCCACCAGCAUCCAAAUCCUACAAGUACCGCCGCUUCGAUCUUUCUCUGGAAGCUGACUCGGAGCCGCUCCACCUCAUCGUUCGCUCCGAGCUGGAUGCCGUGGUCAAGAACAACAUCAGCGGCGAGGACCAACUCCUUACCAUACACGCCCUCAACGAGUUCGACAACAAGGCUCAAGGCGCGGGUGGAGCCCUAGACUGGCGUUCCAAGCUUGCAAGUCAGCGUGGUGCUGUCGUUGCAACUGAGAUGAAGAACAACAGCUGCAAGCUGGCUCGAUGGACCACCCAGUCUAUUCUUGCGAAGGCCGAUCUCAUGAAGCUUGGGUAAGUCAUUCUCAUUCUAGAAUAUUGAAGCAAAGUACUGCAGUCCGCUAACCUAUCUCCAGAUUCGUGAGCCGCACCAACCCCAAGUCCACGAACGAGCAUGUGAUCUUGGGCGUUCUCGGCUACAAGCCACGUGAGUUCGCCUCGCAGAUGAACCUCAAUCUCAACAACGGAUGGGCCAUUGUCCGUACCUUUGUCGACAUGGUCAUGAAAGAAGGCGAUGGAAAGUUCGUUCUCGUCAAGGAUCCCAACAAGUCUGUCAUGAGAUUGUAUGAGGUGCCGUCGGGCACAUUCGAGGAGGAAGCUGAGGAGUUGAUGCCGUUGCCGGAGGAUGGCGAGGCCUGA